AUGCCAGUCAACGCGUAUCCAUCGCGCAACCCCUCCAUCUCCUCGUCGUUCGUCUCGUCGUCAACGGGAAUCCACAACCACGGAUCCAGCUACUCAAGCGCACACCCACCACGGAUCGGGCCCUGGAGGCUCGGCAAGACUUUGGGCCGAGGAGCAACAGGCAGGGUCCUCUUAGCCUCGAAUGUCACCACGGGAAAGAAGGCAGCCGUCAAGGUGGUGUCCAAGUCGAUUCUAAACACUGAGAAUGAUGACCCAAACGAGAAAGGCCGUGACUCAGCUGGUCUGUCGUACGGAAUCGAACGCGAAAUCAUCAUUAUGAAAUUGCUAAACCACAAGAACGUGCUGAGACUGUACGACGUGUGGGAAACUCAAAAAGCGCUAUAUCUAGUGCUGGAAUAUGUCGAAGGCGGAGAACUGUUUGAUUUGCUGGUUGACAGAGGCCCUUUGCCUGAAGAGCUCGCUGUGACCUUCUUCAAGCAGAUCGUCUUGGGUGCAUCCUACUGCCAUGCGCUCGGCAUCUGCCAUCGGGAUUUGAAGCCUGAGAACCUGCUUCUGGACCGGGAGUUCAACAUCAAGAUUGCUGAUUUUGGCAUGGCUGCGUUGGAGAGUAACGAACGUCUGCUGGAGACGUCGUGCGGCUCACCUCAUUACGCGGCUCCCGAAAUUGUUUCUGGACUGAGCUAUCACGGUUCUGCAUCUGAUGUGUGGUCAUGUGGUGUUAUUUUGUUUGCCCUUUUAAUGGGGAGAUUGCCAUUUGAUGACGAUAAUAUCCGCAACCUGUUGCUAAAGGUUCAGAGCGGAGACUUUGAAAUGCCACCAGAACUUUCGCCUGAGGCUCGUGAUUUGAUUUCCAAAAUGCUUACUGUCGAUCCCUCGAAGCGUAUUCAGACCCACGACAUUCUGACCGAGCCAUUGAUACUCAAGUAUCCUCUGAGUGACGAUGAUCUCAAGACCUUCAACGAGCUGCCGUCAUCGGCCUCGACAGCCAGACCGGUCAAAUCCCGGGCCGAUAUCGACCCGCAGAUUCUGGAGAAUUUGUCUAUUCUGUGGCACGGUCGUUCUACCAAAGACCUCGAAGACGCUCUGUUGAGUGAAACCCCCAAUUCCGAGAAGACCUUCUACACGCUGUUGCUCCGCUACACUCAUGACCAGCAGUCCGAUAAACAGCAUAAGCAGACCGUGACAAGGCCGUCUUCCUUGCGCAAUUCCUCGUCAAUGGCGAAUUCCCUGAAUAGCACUUUGGCCCCAAAAAGAGCACCAGGAAUGACUGGCAGUGUGAGUGUCAGCUCUGCACAUCGCCGUGGAGUCUCGUUCCAAAGCUUGCGCAAUCCAGCCUUGCCCAAAUCGUCCAAGUCUCUGUCCUCUUAUAUUCAGGAGCCAGCUGCCGAACCAGUGCCGCCUAUUCCCAACCAUUUGUUGGAAAAUGCCAUUCGCCAGCGGGCCUCCAAGGGAGAUCUGCAGAACGAGUAUGCCGUCACAGACAGAAAGAGCAAGCGGUUGUCCAUGAUGAGCAUCUCCUCCAAUAAACGCAGUUCCCAGACGUUUGGGUCUUCUGGAAGACGGUCCAUUGGACUCAAGCGUAACUCCAUUACAUCCAGACUUAUCUCGACCUAUGCCCGACUUGCUUCCGACUCCGAAUGGACUUACAUCGAUCGUGCUGCCAAGCGCACUUCAGCUGACUUUGCCACGCUUUGCGACCGAAUUUUCAGUGGGGAAGAGUUGGAAGCCGAGGCCAAGAAGGCCAGAAGGGUCUCCAAAGUUUCACCCAGGAAAAAACGCAAUUCUGUGCGUCGCAGCUCGCUAUUGGGAGCCAAAAAGCGUCAGUCGGUGAUCAUCAAGAAGGACUCAAUUCAGGAAGGUUUUGAAAAGUCCAAUGCCAAAUCCCAAGGAUCGCCUUCAAAGGUCAAAAGACUCUCAGCUUUCAUCCCAGAAUCCAAUAGGGCCGCUUCCGGGCCGAUGGAACGUGUUUCGCAAAUUUUGGACUUGAACGAGCUCAGCAAGACUAAGAGAAGAACAGCAUCCCACCAGACUGGCCGGAGGAUCUCCCUUGGAGCCCCACCAAAGCCGCUUUCCCGUCUUGAUCCAAGGAUGAAUACCUACCAGGAAUAUACUCGUCGGAAAUCGCAGGAUGCUGGUGCUUUGUUGAACGGUGGUUCAGAUGACCAAAGCGUGCUGGGGUUCGAGCCUGUUGAAGAAGACGAUGUUUCCAUUGCUCCAGACACGUUUGGCCUUCCAGAUGUUACCGAGACUGAGCAGGUUGACAAGUUGACCGAGGACUACAUGAAGGAGAUCCGUAAAUCGCGUCUUUUGAACUCCAAAUGGAACCUGCACCAGCAAGUUGCGGAUGAGAGUAAAGCCCAGAGCAAGGUGGUCAGCAGCGAAGGCGAAAGAUUACCAACCAGACUAUCUGAAGUGAAUAUUCCACAGGUCACUCGCAAAUCACGGACGUUUGCGGAUGGUCAAAAACGUUUAAGCGUUCUUUCCAUUUAUUCUACCAAGGUCUCUUCUAACAACCUGAGUGGAGUUCUUCGCGGCUCCGAAACACCUUCUGCAUUGCGUACCAGUUAUGCUGAUAGACUUACCAAUAAGCCGAAGACUUUCAGCACUAUUCUGGCUCAAGAUACUGUCGACAUGGAGCUGCAGUUGCUUCCAGAUGACGAUGAUGAUGGGCUUCGGUUUACAUCCUCCAAAAAAGAUCGGUCCAAGGUACGCAGAUCUAUGUUAUUGAACGAUUCUACUGGCCUCAAGAACAAAGAGUCUAAGGAUACUUUGAUCUCACAAGGCUCAGACCGCAAUCUGUACAAGACGUUCAAGCUACCGGAGAUUCCACAAUCGCCUGUCAAGAACCGCUCAUCCUUUGAGGUUUUCCAGGAAACCGCCGAGGAGCAGGAGUAUGAAACUGCCGAAAAUGCCUCUGGAAAGUUUUCCAGGAAAAGUUCGGUGAAGGCGGGUGGAAGUGUUAAGAAGGAUACCCCCAAGCUGAACAUGGAAGCAGCCAGAACUGAAAAAGCUGCUCCAUUGCCAGAAAUACCUGUUGAAAAACGCAAGCCUCUUGGUGAAAUUGACGUGAAGAAAAACGAACGUAAGUCGUCUUUUUUCCGCAAGAUAUCGUUUGGCCGUAAGAGCUCCUCGGGAACAGUAAUCGAGAAGGCUGCUGUUGUGGACGAGUCCCACCAGCCUCGUCGCAAGGUAUCAUUUUUUGAAACUCUUUUCGGCUCAUCGCAAACUUCUGAGCUUCCACUUCGUGAAAUUAUCACUGUUUUGAGUGAAGUGGACAUCUUUGAGGCUCUGCAUUCGUUGUUCCUAGGUUGGAAGAAGCACGGGGUCACCGAGCUGGAGGCCAUAAAGGAACGCCGUGUUCUCAUUGGGCGGAUCUCGAAGAAGAACACCAUGAAUUUGAAGGCUUGCAAGUUCCAGAUUGAUGUGACCGGAAAGGAGGCAGGGUCCAAAUUGGUGUUUACUGGCUUGAAGGGCUCGAGACGGACGUUUAACCAAUUGGUAGAUGAAAUCGAAAAGAUUUUGAGUCGUGAGCAGGUGCUGGCCUAG
Messenger RNA from Kuraishia capsulata CBS 1993, 3546 nucleotides. RefSeq lists its product as uncharacterized. The transcript has a single exon. Gene Ontology annotation, molecular function: ATP binding; protein serine/threonine kinase activity; tau-protein kinase activity. Gene Ontology annotation, cellular component: cytoplasm. Gene Ontology annotation, biological process: microtubule cytoskeleton organization; protein phosphorylation; intracellular signal transduction. The record is from RefSeq and is a predicted model, not a curated record. Bases 1 to 3546 code for a protein of 1181 amino acids. NCBI's taxonomy places the organism in Eukaryota, Fungi, Ascomycota, Pichiomycetes, Pichiales, Pichiaceae.